CACGUUGCAGAUACGCGGUCUAUUCCGCGUUGUGUCUUGGAAAAAUAUUUGUCAGAAGGCCUUAUAUCUAUCAACGUCAUUUUCAGUCAGUCUCAUGCCAGUAUGUGCGUUCGUGAUCAAUAUGCCCUCGCUUGGCUUUCCCCGGGUCGCUUAUGACGCUCGCGGCGACAAGUGGCAAUAGCCAGUCUAUUGUUAUGGGCAUCGUGAUGCUCGGGAGCCGUAUGGAGAUGCUGUGAAUUGCUGGAGUGAAGCUGUCCUCAAUAGCCAAAUGGUGGCCUUAUUUGCAUGAUUGCUCCUCUUUUCCUGAAAAAUUUCACGUGGUUGGGUACGCCACGACGUACUAGCCUUGCUGGUCCUAAAACUCGUCAGCGGCGUGCUGCUGAUUAGGCUCUGCAAUGGAGCUUGCAUCUGGGUAGAGCAUUGUUGACCGAACGAAGCAAAGUACCUGGUCAAAUAGGUUAUGGAUGGCAAAGAAGAAAGUAGGGUAUCCUUGCUACCUACACAUUCCAAGGACCUAACAGAUGGUGCUGAGCACAGGCAAAAGGGUUUUCUAAGCAUUGGGGGCAUCACAGUUCUGUGCCUUUGGUACAUAUUUUCAGGAUGUACCCUGUUCUUAAACAAGUACAUUCUCAGUUACUUGAAUGGAGAUCCAACUGUAUUAGGCGUAUGCCAGCUGCUGGUCACUACAGUCUGUGGCUUUAUUCAGCUGAAUGUGACUUCACUUUUUACAACACAGUCUUCCAGAAGCAUCAGGUCACCAAGUUUCUUGUUGAACAUGCUAGUCGUAGGCAUCCUGAGGUUCGCCACAGUUGUCCUGAGCCUUGUCUCCCUGAAGUUUGUGGCUGUGAGCUUCACAGAAACAGUGAAGAGCUCAGCGCCCCUGUUCACUGUCGUCAUCUCACGUUGCAUGCUGGGCGAGGUGACAAGUCUGGUGGUGAACUGCUCCUUGGUGCCGGUGAUGCUGGGACUGGCACUGUGUUCCUCCAAUGAGCUGAGUUUCGACAUUCGUGGCUUCAGUGCUGCCAUCUGCACCAACCUAGCUGAGUGCUGUCAGAAUGUGUACUCCAAGCUGCUCAUCUCUGGCGAGAAGUACAAGUACACGCCGACCGAGCUGCAGUUUUACACGUCGCUGUCGUCCGUGCUGGUACAGCUGCCGGUCUCCUACCUGCUGGUGGGCCCGGAGCAGCUGAGCACGCUGCAGCCGCAGCUUCUGUCGGCGCUGGCCCUCAACGGCCUCUCCUUCCACAUGCAGAGCUUUACUGCCUACGUUCUCAUGGGCUACAUCAGUCCUGUGACAUACAGCGUGGCCAACACGGUGAAGCGCGCGCUCCUCAUCUGGUUCUCGGUGCUCAUCUUCGGCAACGCUGUGUCCGUGCUGAGCGGCGUGGGUACGGCCACUGUGCUGCUGGGCGUGCUCUGCUACAACCGGGCGCAGGAGUGGGCGGCGGCCCGCGGCCGGCGCGCCUCGCUCGCCGCCGGCCCCACCGACGGCGUCGCCGUACAGCUGUAGCGUGCAGCCUCCCCGCGCCGUCCAGCGAGCGCGACGCCGUGGGAUGCACUCCCGCCCUGGCACCGGACCGACGGCUCCAGAGCUACGCGUGGCGGUGGCAAGCCGGCGGGGCUGGUGUGCUGCCGCCGCUGGCAGGCACGGCGACAUCCGGACACGGACGUGGCCUUGGCUGCGCUUGGCCACGUCCGUGUCCAGAGCUGCGCGCCGGUGGAGCUAGAGAGGUUCAGCAGCUGUGAAGACGGCGUUCGCGUUGUUUUGCAACAGGAUGGCUCGUAGCGUGCGUAUGUCGCUGUGCGCCUCAGACGACUUCUCUGUGUUUUGUAAGUUGUGAAGGGUCGGUGCAAUUGCCCUCUGCGUUAUUUUCUGUUGAAAUCCCUCUGAGCGGUAUGCAGCAUCCUGCGCCGGUUUGAAUUGAAGCACUUCGCCGCAGAAGAUUGUCGGCUCCUCAACCAAGUUUUUGUGGAGCUGGUGAAGGUGCCAUGAUUGUGAUCAAUCUAAACACCUGGCACGUUGUGUAAUGGCAAUUUGAGAACGAUCAAAAGCUCUCGUUUUCUGAACCUGAUGGUCGCUCCCAUGUGAAUAUUUCCUUAGUAGCGGUCCAAGCUCCAGGCGUUCUUGCUCUUUGCCAUUUUAUUUGAUUUGACGGUAUUUGGGAUGUAUAUCUUUACCGGCUCUUUCUUGCGGCAGUUUUCGUACGUGCGGUGCAGCGAUUCCGGGAGUUAUGUCGUGGGUUUGCUGCUGCAGUUGUAAGAUAAGUGAGAAAGGGCUCUGUUGGCACGAGCUUCUUUUUGAUGGCGCACCGAUCAGUAGUGCUGCUCGGAUCCUGCGGAUGGUAACUGUCGUCAGCAAUCAGAUCGUUUGUUAUGGGUUUGUCUGUUGAUGCCUCUGAGGUAUGUGGCAAUAUGAGGAGUGUGUUCGGCUUUUCCGUGAUCAGAAUUCCCCAUUCACGAACAGCUUAACUGUAUUGUUUUUGUCCGCAAAAAAAAACUAGAAGCUGUCCUAGACAGUGUUAUGAUCAUCAACUGGUGAGGUGUGAGCUGAGGUGUACGACAUUCCAUGUUUGAAUUUGAAUGACCAUAGGAACGGCUCUCGUCGAUUAAUGAAACCUGGAAAGGCUAUACUUGGCUGAGUCUUGAGUUGUGAUAUUCGCCCUGGUUACCACCCAGGUACAUCGUGGUUUUCAGUGGACAAGGCUGAAGCUAAGCAUAAACGUUAGUACUGGGCCUUUUAUUGCAUUGUAUUGUGCUUGCAUGUACGUGACGCCUUGACUUUCAGUGCAUUGUAUAAGGACAAAAAGCUGUUAUUGCCGUUGUACUUCUAUGUUCCCGAACAAAGGACAAGUUUUGCUAUAACAAGUGGAGCGUGCCAUCCUUUCCCAACGUCCAAAAUCGUCGUACAUCAUCGGUCAUGCUCGCUGCCCCCACCCCGAACAACUAAGAAAAGUAGUCAACGUAACACGGUUCUUCACAUGAGUGUGCUCCUGCCAGCAUCGCUUAGUUAUUUGAGGUUUUCUUCCGCGCCUAGCAAAACCUGGAUAUGGUCAUCGGAGGUGUAUUAGUGCUAACAUGAGAAAUCCCAUACUUGCAAGUGGUUUUUGUUUGUUUUUUUCACACACGUUCCGGCAAGGAAACGGGACCACGUUUCAUGACCAGGGGAAUGUCCGUGACGCAACUUUAGUGUCAAGUAUGAACGUGAAACUAUCUGCGGUUUGCUCCGACAAGUGGAAGUGUAUGAAUGCGGUAAAUCGGCGGUUCAUGAAAGCUCAAGUGCAGUGUUGGAUGCAUGCAUGUGUGUCGGUUGUCUCACGGAUCUGUCCGACAUGGCUUAAAAAUGCAAGUAUUUUUCGACUGAUCCUGGCGAAGGUAUGCUUCCUUUUAAUACGAUCGCUUCAGUGUUAUGUUGUUUUACGAAUAUAUGACUGAAGUGCCG
This is a messenger RNA of Pollicipes pollicipes, 3439 nucleotides long. RefSeq names its product solute carrier family 35 member E2B. The record is from RefSeq and is a predicted model, not a curated record. The transcript has 7 exons. NCBI's taxonomy places the organism in Eukaryota, Metazoa, Arthropoda, Thecostraca, Pollicipedomorpha, Pollicipedidae. Bases 461 to 1510 code for a protein of 349 amino acids.